This is a messenger RNA of Lymnaea stagnalis (great pond snail), 1127 nucleotides long. The record is from the annotation of a GenBank genome assembly. Lineage: Eukaryota; Metazoa; Mollusca; Gastropoda; Lymnaeidae.
CCGGAAUGGGGUGUGAAACUGAGGCGAAUGUUUUCGGAAAUAUCCGAGGCAUUGACUAAGCUCGAAUUCGAAUUUGGCGGCGAUCUUCAAGCUCUGGGCGCUUCAGAGGAAGGCGAUGUCACCAAUGUGGAGUUUGAAGGGGAGGUACCAAUACGGAGAAUUGACCGUUCGCUGAAAACGAGAAGACUUAGGCGAGAGGUGUUCAAGCAGGGUGGGCCUCUCAGCGCGAAAACAAAUUUUAAGCCGACAUCAGGAGUUAAAAACACAAGGGGGUCGCCUCCCGUGGACCUUAGAAAAUUGAUACAAAUUAUUCGUCAAAUGUCUCGUCCAAGUACAUUUCAGAUAAUCCAUAAUUCGACUGGUGUGAGGGCGAUGGCCGGUUCCGAAACGGAAAAGCCGUCCGGUGAAUCUGGGGAGCAUAGAAAAGCUAAGGGAGGCAACACCAUGAAUUUGAAACGACCUGCAGGUUUUGGAGUUGGCUCCUAUGAGAGUCCCUCUUCUCACCCAGACCUCUUGAGUAAAACACAUGGCAAGAGUUGGCCCAAGUCAACCGGUCAAUACGAGGCACCAUCGGUCAACGGUAAACCCCAAUACAGACUGAGGUACCAGAAAAACGUUCACAGCAACGCGUUCAAAGAAGGUGGAGACAAAUCGAAAAAUGACUUUAGGACGGGGAAAAGAUCAAACCAUACAUCCGAUAUCAACGCAACCUCCGUCCACAACCCGGAAGGUCCGGAGAGUGACCGUUCGGGCGGACCUUCAAGCACGCGGAAAAAUGAUUCGUGGAGCUCACGGCCGAAGGAUGCACGCGCCUUCCACGAGCCAAAAACGCGCGCUGAUAACAAAGCUAAAAUAGACAGACUUCAGUAUGUAACCGUCAAAGCGGUGGCUGAAAUUAAACCCUUCCCGGCGAAGCAUAAACUGAAGGCGUCGUUAAAACUGGGCGGGAAAUACGGGCCCCGUCAAAAUUCUGAUAAAGGCACUGGACAAAACUCUUUUCCCGACCGCCCUCCACCUGCUGGAGAACCACCCAAGGUCAAGAAGAUAGAGAACCCGUCGUCCGCGACAACAGCUUGGGGUGGUCGGAAAGGGGGAUUAGGACGAGUCGACUUUAUCGGCGAUCAGAG